Messenger RNA from Andrographis paniculata, 1129 nucleotides. Its product is annotated as floral homeotic protein GLOBOSA. Gene Ontology annotation, cellular component: nucleus. Gene Ontology annotation, molecular function: protein dimerization activity; RNA polymerase II cis-regulatory region sequence-specific DNA binding; DNA-binding transcription factor activity, RNA polymerase II-specific. Lineage: Eukaryota; Viridiplantae; Streptophyta; Magnoliopsida; Lamiales; Acanthaceae. Gene Ontology annotation, biological process: positive regulation of transcription by RNA polymerase II. The transcript has 7 exons. The record is from RefSeq and is a predicted model, not a curated record. Bases 155 to 835 code for a protein of 226 amino acids.
GGGGCUUCCGAAAGUUUCUUGGUCCUCAUUCCCACAAUAGAAAAUAUCAUUUCAAACACUCAACCACUCGUUCUUAUCCCAGUUUUUAGAUACAUCUCUUUGGGGGAAAAGUAGAGAGAGAGAGAAGAAGAAGAAGAAGAAGAAGAAGAAGAAGAUGGGGAGAGGGAAGAUAGAGAUCAAGAGAAUAGAGAACUCAAGCAAUAGACAGGUAACAUACUCAAAAAGAAGAAAUGGGAUCAUGAAGAAGGCCAAGGAGAUUAGUGUUCUCUGCGAUGCCCAAGUUUCUGUCAUCAUCUUUGCUAGUUCUGGCAAGAUGCAUGAAUUCUGCACUCCUUCUACCACAUUGGUAGAUAUGUUGGAUCAGUACCACAAGCUGUCUGGGAAGAGACUUUGGGAUGCAAAGCAUGAGCAUCUGGACAAUGAAAUUCACAGAAUCAAGAAAGAGAAUGACAGCAUGCAGAUUGAGCUCAGGCAUCUGAAAGGUGAAGACAUCUCAACUCUUAAUCACAAAGAGCUUAUGGUAUUAGAGGAAGCUCUCGAAAAUGGCAUGUCGGUUCUCAAGUCGAAGCAGAUGGAGUUUGUCCGAAUGAUCAGAAAACAUAAUGAAAUGAUUGUAGAGGAGAAUCAGAACCUCCAAUUCAAGCUGCGUCAGCUGCAUCUGGACGGGAUGGAUGAGAACGUUUUGGAAACUGGGCAAGGAGUGUACGAUCAUCAUCAUCAUCAUCAUGAUCACAACGCCGCCGUGGCUGCCGCCGGAGUUGCAGACUAUGAAGCUCAGAUGCCUUUCGCCUUCCGUGUCCAGCCAAUGCAGCCUAAUCUGCAGGAAAGGUUCUGAUUUGAUCUUCUCCCCACCAUCACCAAUACCCACUACUGCGUACUUGAUUUAAUCAAAAUCCCCAAAUUGAAAACCCUAAUUUAAUCAAUCACCAUUACUGCACUACACUCUACUAGCUUAGUUAAUUAAUUAUUGCUGCUGUCAAACUUUUCCUUGAUUAUAUAUUAAAUGGGCCCGUGGGCUUACUUGUAAAAUUGGGCUUCCAAUUUACAGAAUUGGGCCCAAGCAGACAGACUGGCCCACUAAUCGAUGUUUUCUAUUUUAAAAAAAGCUAUCAAAGGAAUUGAUAACAAG